Messenger RNA from Kogia breviceps (pygmy sperm whale), 3342 nucleotides. The record is from RefSeq and is a predicted model, not a curated record. NCBI's taxonomy places the organism in Eukaryota, Metazoa, Chordata, Mammalia, Artiodactyla, Physeteridae.
GGGGCAAGGGGAAGCUGAUAUCAUAAUUAUUGGCUCGCCCAGCAGCUGCCUGCCCUCACCUGAUGUCAGCACAGACCCAGGACGGCCGAGCUGACGGACUGAUAGACAGACAGAGCUCCUGGCCCCCCAGACCCCGGCCCCCACGCCGACCUGCUUCACUGAGCGGCCAGGACUGGGGGAUGGUGUCGCUACUCCUGACGCAGUCUGACGUCACGCUGCCGGGCCCCACCAGACUGGAGGGCGAGCCCCAAGGGGACCACAUGCAGGCACCGGGCCUCCCAGGCUCCCCUGCCCCACAGAACAAGCAUGCCGGCUUCAGCUGCUCAUCAUUUGUGCCCAAUGGCCCUCCAGAGAGGGCACCCUCACUGCCUCCACACAGCCCCUGUGCCGCGUCACCAGGUCCCGAGCAGGUCCACUGCCCAGCUGGCCCUGGCCUGGGCCCCUUCCGGCUCUCACCCUCAGACAAGUACCCUGGCUUCGGCUUUGAGGAGAGCCCGGCAAGCAGCCCCAGGCACUUCCUCAAGGGCAGCCGUGUGCCCUUCCAUCCAUACAAGCGGCAUUUCCAUGACGACGUCUUCCCUGAGGCCCAGACCGCCUCGGCCCUCGCUGGACACUCCUUUAAGACCCCAGGGGCGCUGGAGGCCUUCGAGGAGAUCCCCACGGAUGUGGGGGAGCGUGAGGCCUUCCUGCCCGGCUUCCCAGCAGAGGCCUGGUGCAACGGACUCCCCUACCCCAGCCGGGAGCACAGCCCCCAAGUCCUGCAGGGGUCAGAAGUCAAGGUCAAACCCCCACCUCUGGAGAGUGGUCCAGGGAUGUACUGUUACCAACCCCCCUUGCAGCAUAUGUACUGUCCUUCCCAGCCCGCCUUCCACCAGUACUCACCAGGUGGCAGCAGCUACCCUGUACCCUACCUGGGCUCCUCACACUAUCCAUACCAGCGGAUUGCACCCCAGGCCAGCACCGAUGGGCACCAGCCUCUCUUCCCAAAACCCAUUUACUCCUACAGCAUCCUCAUCUUCAUGGCCCUGAAGAACAGUAAAACUGGGAGCCUUCCUGUCAGCGAGAUCUACAAUUUUAUGACGGAGCACUUUCCUUACUUCAAGACGGCGCCUGAUGGCUGGAAGAAUUCUGUCCGCCACAACCUGUCUCUUAACAAGUGCUUCGAGAAGGUAGAGAACAAAUCAGGCAGCUCCUCUCGCAAGGGCUGCCUGUGGGCCCUCAAUCCAGCCAAGAUCGACAAGAUGCAGGAGGAGCUGCAGAAGUGGAAGAGGAAAGACCCCAUUGCCGUGCGCAAAAGCAUGGCCAAGCCAGAAGAGCUGGACAGCCUCAUUGGAGACAAGAGGGAGAAGCUGGGUUCCCCACUGCUUGGCUGCCCGACCCCUGGGCUGACAGGCUCAGGCCCCAUCCGGCCCCUGGCACCUCCAGCCGGGUUCUCCCAGCCGCUGCACUCAAUCCACCCAGCUCCGGGCCCCAUUCCUGACAAGAAUCCCCUGCAGGACCUACUUGGGGGGCACGCACCCUCCUGCUAUGUGCAGACAUAUUCGCACCUCUCACCGGGCCUGGCCCCUCCCAGACCUCUGCAGCCGUUGUUCCCACAGCCAGAUGGGCGCCUUGAGCUGCGGGCCCAGCCGGGCACCCCCCAGGACUCGCCUCUGCCUGCCCACACCCCACCCAGCCACAGUGCCAAGCUGCUGGCUGAACCUUCCCCAGCCAGGACCAUACAUGAAACCCUGCUGCCAGACGGAGACCUUGGCACUGACCUGGAUGCCAUCAAUCCCUCUCUCACUGACUUCGACUUUCAGGGAAACCUGUGGGAACAACUGAAGGACGACAGCUUGGCCCUUGACCCCUUGGUACUGGUGACCUCACCCCUGACGUCAUCUUCAAUGCCGCUGCCCCAACCCCCAUCCCCAUCCUGCUGCUUCCCCCCUGGGCCCUGUCUGGCCGAGACAGGCAGUGAGGCAGGCAACUUGACACCACCAGGCAAUGGGGGCUCCGGGGCAGUGGGGGACCUGCAUCUCACCACCCUUUACUCAGCCUUCAUGGAGCUGGAACCCACGGCCCCUGCUGGCCCCUCUGUGUACCUCAGCCCCAGCUCCAAGCCCAUGGCCCUAGCAUGAGCUAUGCCCAGCAGCUGCUCCAGCCUUUGCCUGGCCUGGAAGUCCCAGCUGGCCGCCCAUGUCGGGCUCACCUUAAAGGUCAAGGAAGGAACACACUCCCUGUCCCCUAUGCCACUAAGCCAACUUGUUUGUUAGCUGGCAGCUGGGGGUGUAGAAGUCACCACCCAGGAUGCUGCCCCUCACACAUUUCUGCCGCCUGGUACACCAACUCCUCGCUCAGGGCCCCUGAAGAGCAAGUGUCCGGGCAAGAAGCAAAUGCACUCUCCCUAGCUCACACCCAUCCACACUUAAGCCCUCAUGCACGUCUGCACAGGCGCACACGCACAGAAACACACGCGUACAGUUAUACAGACAUACACCCACACACAUACCUUAUAUCCAGAGGAAUCAGAACUACAUCACAGAGCCUGACUUCAUUUUGGGGGCAGCUGAGAGCUGAGGGCUUUGGUUACCAAAAGCUCAGGGCUCCCAUGCCAGGUCCAAGACCACUACGGAGUCCUAUUCUGAUGUCCACGUUCUCUGCAGGCCCGUUCCCCUCCAGGCAUGAUCUUUCCCAGAGCCCCCUGUAUUUAUUCUCCCAUCUUCAUCCCACCAGCCCAUCAAGAAGGAGAUAUGGAGUUUCUCCCCAAGUUGUCUGUGGGCCCACCCCCAGGGGGCUGCUACUCAGCAGUACCCGCCCUGCCAAGCUCUACCUGUCCUCAACUUAAGCUCUCUCUGGCCUUUCCCAGGAUGACACACAGGAGGGGCAGUGUCCACCCCAGGACCAAACUGAGCCCAAUUCCGACACAAAGUGUUUGGAAAAGCCCUUGCCCUCAGAAACUUGAAAGUGUCCUUUUCUCCCAGCCCUGGGUGCAGGAAGGGCCCCUCCAGGUCACUGCAGUCUCACUCCUGAGAAGUUCACGUAGGUUAGGCCCCAGCUUGUGAAUUACUUCCAGCUGUCUCAGGCAGCCUGGGCGUUCAGGGAAGGGAAGUCUGGUAGAGGCUGGUGGGGGGAGCACCCAUGCCCCCUUUCUUUGACUGCUUGGCAGGCCCGGGAUGCCCCUGGAAUGAGGGGGUGUCACCCAGUUGCCCUCCAUGCCCUACCUGAGAGCCCAACCGGUACCAAGUGGGAGCCUCAGCCUACCCAGGGUCUGAGGGUGACAAGAACCCCCGGAGGUUGGCCCCAGGUUCAGAUGAGACACAAGCAGAACCCUUGAAGACCUGCCACUGUCCCCUGUCCUGG